AUGGGAGAAAUUUUUGAUUCUGUUCUAGAUGUCAAUGCUAAAACACUUCAUUGGAAUUUUAAAGUAUAUGUCAUAAGAAUCUGGGAGGUUCCUAGCAAGUUUAAUAACAAUGAAGUUAAUAGUAUUGAAAUGGUGCUUCAAGAUAACAAGGGUGGGAGAAUCCACGCUUCCAUUCCAAGGGCAGUUGCUAAUAGAAAAUGGAGGGGUGUCAUUGAGGCUUUUCAGAUGUACAUUAUGUCAAAUUUUGUGGUAUUGAAAAACACUACCAAGACCAAGACAUACCCUAGCCAGUGGUUACUCAUGUUCUCACACAGGACACGUGUUAAUCACGUGGAAAAUCCUUCUUUCCCACUUGAAGCUUUCCAUUUCAAGACCAUUCCUGACUUGGUCACUGCACAGAAGAUCGAUGAGAACGAUAUUGUUGAUCUCAUUGCCGAGGUUGUUGGAAAGGCCGAUCAUAGGGACUUAGUCACCAGCAAGGGAAUGGAGACAAAACGUUUGGUUUUAGAACUAAAAGAUUUAGAGAACAACCGUAUUCACUGCAUUUUGUUUGGUGAAAUGGUUGACCAAAUCUUACCACAUCUUCAACAUGAGAGGGUAGAGCCACUCAUUGUGGUGUUUCAGCUAUUUAAGGCUCAUAGGUGGAAUGGCCAAACAUCUAUUCAGAGCAACUUCAACGUGUCAAAGCUGCACAUUAACCCAGAAUUAAAAGAAGUGGUUUUGUUUAGAGACAGGUUGCUAAGUGGUGCAUCAUCAAACUCUGUGAGGAUUAGUCAAAUGUCUUCACAAGGUGCUUCCUCCGGUAUUGAUGAGCUUACCGUAGGAUCUGCUAUUGUCAAAUCAAUCGAUGAAGUGCUAACAAGUACUGAGGAAGGCACAGUUUGGAUUGUUGGAACCAUUGUUUCAAUAAAUGCGGGCAAAGAAGAUUGGUUUUACAAGUCAUGUCGCAAGUGUCCAAAGAAGGUUGAAACUCCAAUUGGUAAUAGAUAUGAAUGUACUAAAUGUGGUCACACACAUGGGUGUGCAGCCUUGAGGUACAAGGUGGAGAUUAUGGUUCAUGAUGGAACAGGGAGUAUCAACUUGCUGUUGUGGGACAGAGAAACCUUUCAACUAUGUGGAAAACAAGCGGAAAAAGUUAAGGAGGAAGAGGUCACAAGUGGAGAUAAAUAUCCAGCCACACUUGACAAUAUGAUGGAUAAGAGGGUUUUUUUUAAGAUUAAUGUGAAAGCUGCAAAUAUCAACCACUAUGAUCAACUCUUUACUAUUAUGAAGAUCUGUGAUGAUUAUGAAAUUAUUGAGAAGAACAUCCCAGUAAUUGACACAACCAACCCCGCUAACAAUGUUGAGGACAAUGGAUGCAGCAACUCGCUGGAUUUUUCGGAGAAUGUUGUUAAUCUCAACACUGAUAAUGAUACUCAGCGUACAAUGGAUGGUAUGGAAGAGUGUAUAUCCAACCUCAAGUACAAAACUCCAGCUAAGAGAGCUUGCAGCGAAAUGAAGCCAGCCUCUAAUGGGCUUAACCACAUUGAGAAAGAAGGACAAUUGUCAACAAAUAAGUUCAGCAGAAAAGAUUCCAAGAAGCAAAAGUCACUAAUGAAUGAAGUGGAUAACUGA
Molecule: messenger RNA, 1614 nt
Organism: Arachis duranensis
Lineage: Eukaryota; Viridiplantae; Streptophyta; Magnoliopsida; Fabales; Fabaceae
Product: replication protein A 70 kDa DNA-binding subunit A-like
Exons: 11
Coding region: 1-1614 (537 amino acids)
Biological process (GO): DNA recombination; DNA repair; DNA replication
Cellular component (GO): nucleus
Molecular function (GO): DNA binding
Source: RefSeq, a predicted model, not a curated record